This is a messenger RNA of Macaca mulatta (Rhesus monkey), 2074 nucleotides long. NCBI's taxonomy places the organism in Eukaryota, Metazoa, Chordata, Mammalia, Primates, Cercopithecidae. The record is from RefSeq and is a predicted model, not a curated record.
GUCCGCCUCAGCCUCGCAAAGUGCUGGGAUUACAGGCGUGAGCCCACCGCGCUUGGCUGGGUCCUUGUCUUGAAAUGUGUCUCUGAGCCAUUAGCCAGGAGCGGCAAAGAGGCCUGGAGGACAGCUUUCCCCACACCCCCUCCGUUACUCUCAAUCUGAGCUCCAGGUUUGGGCAGUUGAGGAUUAGCCUGAGGCCAAGGACGAACGUGAUAGGGUACGGAAGAAGCAACUCGGCGGUGGAGGGGGUUUUGUGCUCACGUUUACAGAGUCAGGGAUAGGUUGAUCUUGGAAGGCUGGAGACGGCGACAUGGACAGGAAGAAGCGGAGGGCGAGGAGGAGCAGAGGAGCACACAGAUGAAGCCGGUGAUGAAGGCUUUACAAGCGGGGAGGCGUGGGCUGGUGACAGGCGGAGGGAGGGGAGCGAUUGCCUGCGUGUGCAUGGAUCUAUAUGAGAAGCGUGAUGAGCGGCGGACAGGCUAGGGCAGGGCUGGGGCGUGGGCCGCGGAGCGCUGGUCGGGAAAGUGGGCAUGGGAGAUGGGAGAAUAACGGGGUCACGCGCCUCUGGCUUAAUAGUUUGCUCCAAUUGAGACUCAAGAUUUCCUCCUCUCGUGGAAGGAAGCUGGGUCCGGGGCGUUGGGUGGCCGCGAAGAGCCGGGGCCCCGGGGAGCGCCGGGUGCUAGGUGUUCACGCGUCCGGCCGUCCAUCCGUCCGUCCCCCCUGGUGCCGGCGCUGACCAUGCCCAGCGGCUGCCGCUGCCUGCAUCUUGUGUGCCUGUUGUGCAUUCUGGGGGCUCCCGGUCAGCCUGUCCGAGCCGAUGACUGCAGCUCCCACUGUGACCUGGCCCACGGCUGCUGUGCACCUGACGGCUCCUGCAGGUGUGACCCGGGCUGGGAGGGGCUGCACUGUGAGCGCUGUGUGAGGAUGCCUGGCUGCCAGCAUGGUACCUGCCACCAGCCAUGGCAGUGCAUCUGCCACAGUGGCUGGGCAGGCAAGUUCUGUGACAAAGAUGAACAUAUCUGUACCACGCAGUCCCCCUGCCAGAAUGGAGGCCAGUGCAUGUAUGACGGGGGCGGUGAGUACCAUUGUGUGUGCCUACCAGGCUUCCAUGGGCGUGACUGCGAGCGCAAGGCUGGACCCUGUGAACAGGCAGGCUCCCCAUGCCGCAAUGGCGGGCAGUGCCAGGAUGACCAGGGCUUUGCCCUCAACUUCACAUGCCGCUGCUUGGUGGGCUUUGUGGGUGCCCGCUGUGAGGUGAACGUGGAUGACUGCCUGAUGCGGCCUUGUGCUAAUGGUGCCACCUGCCUUGAUGGCAUAAACCGCUUCUCCUGCCUCUGUCCUGAGGGCUUUGCUGGACGCUUCUGCACCAUCAACCUGGAUGACUGUGCCAGCCGCCCAUGCCAGAGAGGGGCCCGCUGUCGGGACCGUGUCCAUGACUUCGACUGUCUCUGCCCCAGUGGCUAUGGUGGCAAGACUUGUGAGCUUGUCUUACCUGUCCCACACCCCCCAACCACAGUGGACACCCCUCUAGGGCCCACCUCAGCUGUGGUGGUACCUGCCACGGGGCCAGCCCCCCACAGCGCAGGGGCUGGUCUGCUGCGGAUCUCAGUGAAGGAGGUGGUGCGGAGGCAAGAGGCUGGGCUAGGUGAGCCUAGCUUGGUAGCCCUGGUGGUGUUUGGGGCCCUCACUGCUGCCCUGGUUCUGGCUACUGUGUUGCUGACCCUGAGGGCCUGGCGCCGGGGUGUCUGCCCCCCUGGACCCUGUUGCUACCCUGCCCCACACUAUGCUCCAGCAUGCCAGGACCAGGAGUGUCAGGUUAGCAUGCUGCCGGCAGGGCUCCCCCUGCCACCUGACUUGCCCCCUGAGCCUGGAAAGACCACAGCACUGUGAUGGAGGUGGGGGCUUUCCAGCCCCCUUCCUCACCUCUUCCACCCCUCAGACUGGAGUGGUCCUUUCUCACCACCCUUCAGCUUGGGUACACACACAGAGGAGACCUCAGCCUCACACCAGAAAUAUUAUUUUUUUAAUACACAGAAUGUAAGAUGGGAUUUUAUCAAAUAAAACUAUGAAAAUGCAA